Haliotis rufescens (red abalone) is the source of this 19793-nucleotide messenger RNA. RefSeq names its product E3 ubiquitin-protein ligase rnf213-alpha-like. The transcript has 92 exons. Bases 134 to 16510 code for a protein of 5458 amino acids. The record is from RefSeq and is a predicted model, not a curated record. Gene Ontology annotation, molecular function: ATP hydrolysis activity; ubiquitin-protein transferase activity; ATP binding. Lineage: Eukaryota; Metazoa; Mollusca; Gastropoda; Lepetellida; Haliotidae.
ACAGUGAACAUUCUCAGAACACGUCAUGAUGUCACCAACAGGAAAGUUAGAUGUGGGUGUGUUAAUAUCGUAUUCGCAAUGAAUCGUCGAGGAAAGAGCGGGAGCAAUACAUACAGACAAUCACAACUGCAACAUGAAGUGCUCAGGCAACAGUAAAGAUGGGAGUCCUUGUGAUUACACUUCAGAGAAGCCAUUUAGAUUUUGUCCACAAUGUGGCGAGUCGCCAUUGAUAGAGAUUCCUUGUCCUGGAAGAGAUAAUGAACCAUGUGGAGAACCAAUCACAGUUAAGUUCACGUUUUGCCCAGGGUGUGGAUUGAAAAUUGAUCAGACUUUAUUUACAAAACCAAGAAAGAAGUGUCCACAAUGUGAUGUAGAUGUACCUGAAGGAAAGAAAUUCUGCGCCGAGUGUGGUGCAAGAAUCACAUCUACAAAUAGUGAUUCUGACAAAGAUGAAAACAAGAACAAGAAGACAACACAACAGGAUGAAGCUGAUAUAAAUGCUAAUGCCAGUGGAGUAGCAGAGCCAUUUAAAGUGAGCUAUCCCCCUGUUGGAAUACAGGAGACAUCUCUUACAUCUGAGCCCAAACAACAUCAGCAGCCCGCUGAUAUUGCUCCUUCAAAUCCUGCGUCAAUUGUGUCAACUGUGAUACCUGAGCCCAAACAACAUCAGCAGCCCACUGAUACUGUUCCUUCAAAUCCUGCGUCCAAUGUGUCAACUGUGACACGUGAGUCGAAACAACAUCAGCAGCCCACUGAUAGAGUUCCAACAAACACUGCAUCCAAUGUGUCCUAUGUAACUAUUGUGCAAGCUGAGACUUCUCCCAACAUGAAGAGAAGCAUAUCUCCUGAACUGAUGACUGAUCCAAAAAAAACACGAUCCACAUCAAACCUCUCAAAUGAUGCUGGAAGUGUUUCAUACAAUUUGUCCACAACUGCUACUACCACAUCAGCUGACACAACUAAGACUGCUGAUAAAACAGCUGCGGCCACUGCAAUUGUUGCUAGUGAUAUUGCAACUAUGAAUGUGAUUCCAAAUGAGCUUGUUGCUACUGAUCCUGACAGUAGCCACGGUGAAGGUCAUUUAAGGGAUGGUCGAAAUUCACAAAGCAACAUUUCUGGGGUUGAUGAUAGCUCUGGAAAUAAUAUUGCUGACAGAGUCAAGAAAGGGAGGAAUGUGAUCAGCAAUCAAGCAGAAAUAGAAGGUCUUUCAAACACAAAUAAUUCAAACAGCAAAACACUGGUUGGAUCAAAGGCCACAUAUUCAACUACAGAUCCCCUGUCAAGAAACACACCUAAGGAAGUAGAAGACACUGCAGAUUCUUCAAAUGCAAAAUCUUUUGAAAAUAAGGGAGGCCAGAUUCAGUCAAACAAUGAGGAUAAAAAACCACAAACAUAUAGUAGUGUUGCUGCAAAGUCAACAACCAAUAAGAAUGCCUCACAGAACAAGAAAGGUGGAAAGGGUGCAGGUAAAGAAGCGGUAAAGGGAAAGCCAAAUGCAAGAAAAUCAGCAAGGGAAAGUGAUGUUGAGGUUGUUUUCCAUGCUCUCAUAUCAGAGGAAAUGAAGCUUGAUAGAAAAGAAGAGGAUGUGUACAUACGAUUCGGACCUCCAAGUCUAGGUGGAUUUGAGAACAGUGUUUGGAAAAUGGACUAUUUCAGAGAAGCAAUGGAUGGCGUUCAUGAGUAUAUUGCUCACAUACCCAUGUCCAGAGAUCAGCGAAACAAGACAUUCAAAUACAAAUAUAUCAUACAAACCAGUCCAGGUGAUGUUAGGUGGGAAGAACCAUACUACAGGAAGAAAGCCUACCAUGGAAGCGCCAUGGUAAAUCGUCAGUUUGAUUUGCCAAGUACAUGGAAACAGAUGCAAGGAGUUUGGCAUCAAUAUGAUGGAUUUGUGUAUCCCAAAAAGGAGAAAGGAUGGUGGAAUGCAGUUAAAAGUUUAUGGAAAGGAAGCUUUGAAGACAAGAUUCUAGCUGAUACAGAACUAGCCACUGAAUUAUUUAUGCCAAGCAAAGAUGAAAUCCUGAAAUGUUUGUCCCAGGAAUUGCCCCAAGAAUCAAAAACAGCAGAGGAUUUGUUGAGGGUAGUAUUUAUGGUCUUUUCAAGUAUGAAGGUCCAAAUGCUGGACAGAGACCUGAGAAAUGCUGAUGAUGACCUCAGAACCAAGGUAUUUCUGAAGUUCUUCAAACCACUACAGGAGCACCUCUUAAUGGGCCUUGACCAGAAAAGUCCAGUGUCUCCAGACAGAUCCAGAUUGGUUUUGGCUUCAUUUCUAUUACUUUUGGCCUGGGAGAAUGAUAUGUCACACAUCCUGCAGACCGAUAAGAGACUACCACAAGCAUUUCUGCCUCAACCAGACUUUGAAAAGAAAGAAUGCUCAGACAUUGCAUCUUUGAAGAAUCACUUCAGAGCCAAGGCAUCAAAAGAGCUUGUGGACUGUUUACGAUGGUCAAUAAGUCAACAUUGUCAAAACUUUUCAUAUGGAAGCGCAUCACAUUAUCAACAAUGUGCCGAGUCACAGUGGUUAUAUUUGGUGCCGCUCCUACACUUUUUGAGGAAAGAUUCAGAGCCAUUCAAAACAGUCUUUGACACUGAUCACACAAAAAGAACAUGGUGGGGCCAUGAAGACAUUGACCGCACAAAAGACACCUUGAAAGGGCUGUAUAAAUGGUCAAUUCCUGCAGGUAACAUUGCUGGAGAUCUGGAACAUUUGUUUGAAGUUGACCAUUUGCUACCAAGAACGCUGAUGGCAUGUGUAUCCAGUUCACAUUUGCUGGAUGCAGAUUUUCUGAACAAAAUACCACCUGAAGUCACUUCAGCAACAAUCUGCUACUACCUGAAAGCUCAAUAUUACACGAGGGAGGGCAAGGUGGCAAUCUCCAAACAAUUGCAAGUUGUGGCUCAGACAUACCGACAAAGAUGGGAGCGGAUGAAGGAUAUGUCACUCAAUGCAAGAGUUCUUGAACAACAUAUGGCACAAGCAAACCUUGGUAUGAGGACAGCCUUUGAGGUUUUUACCAUUUCUCUGAAAGAGAGAUAUGAAAUCACAGACCUUGUAGUCUCUGCUGCCAAUCUCUUCCUGAGCAGUCUUUGGGAUGGACAACUUAUGUAUCAAGAUGUGAAACUGACUCCUCAGCUUCAAAUUGAGUUGAACAAAUGUGUAGAGUAUCAUCAUUCCAGUCUGCGUGGUACCAUUGACAUGCUCCUCACAUGGUUGGAUCGUCGUUUUGAUUUUUUUCAGGUGCACUAUGUGAAAAGGUCUCUUGAGUUUUGGAAUGAAUUGGUUAAUGUGACAGUUGCCUUUCCUGCCUUCCAAAAAGAAUGGAAAGAUACCCUUCUUGAUGCUUUUGAGAAAAUUCUAUCAAAGAUGAAACCUCAUGACUGUUUAGAGCUACACAUGGAGGAUUACCAAACAAUCACUCUUUCAACAUCCCUGGAGGAAAGGAUGACAAGUGCUGCAUUCUCUUCUUUUGACAAGCUUGUGAAAGACGGAUAUUUCAACUCAUAUUCAUGGACUACCAUGAGUAAGAAAUUUGGAGAACUAAUGUCAAAACUAUUGGAAAGACAUUGGCCACAAGAUGAGACAACUGAAACACAAGUCAUGGAAUUUGUCCUCUCCUGGAAGCCCCUGAAGCACUAUUUUGAACGGUUCUAUACAAAAACCAAUCCAAGUGAGCUGUUGUCAGUUGACUGCAUUGCUCACCUUACACAGACUGCCACUCUUCUGGACAGUUUAAAAGAUGACUUAUGCAGUGGAAACAUCACAAUUCCACAGCUGAGACUGAUUCUUGGAGACAGUCACAACUUCUUACAACUUUGGGUUGCUGUGAAGACAAACUUUCUUGGUGAAGAUGAAAAACAAUUUGGAAAAGAACACCUUCAAUACAUCCUUCAGGCCAGAGAUAGAGAACUUAAAUCCUGUGAACUUUGUCUGCAGAAAGUGAAAAUUCUUCUGAAGAUGUGUGUGCAUAUUGUCAAAGUGGAUUCAAAUGCACUUUAUGAACGAGCUACAGAAGUGGACAAGAUGCUGGAGGUGGGAAGAGUAAAAGAAAUUUGCAAACCACUGAAUUUGGACAUGUACCCUGGAAGUCUUGAAAACUACCAAGUCAGACUCUGUGUGUUUGACAUUCCAGAUGAGGUCUUAGCUAUUGUCCCUGAACUUGAAAAGUGGAGACAGAGUAUGAUCUUUCAAAAGAUUUGGGAACAGAAAGCAAGUGAUAUUCAACAAGGGACUGAUUUGAACAUGGCCAUCUUGAAAGUAUGGAAUACAGUCAAAUCAACAUGGUUGUCACUGUGCACCCAAUUUGCUAAUGGGUCUGCAACAUUCCGACUUGUCCAAAAGCAUGUACUCAUGUUUGAUAGAGACAGCAAGAAAAUUAAAAGAGAGUUUAAGCUGAUGAGUGCAGACGUGCAAUCAACUGCUUGGAUUGAGGAAAGAGUGAUGCAGCUCAGUUCAUAUGAAGUGUUGCAAGAUUGUCAGAAAGCUGCUGAUAUCAUAUUGGACAUAAAAGAUAUCUAUGAUAUUUCUGGAAACUUUGCCCCUGUUCAAGCAGUCAAACUGCUGGGCAGCAAUCGUGAUCAGCCUAUGAGCACCAUGGAUGGAUCUGUUUUGAAAACCUGUGAUGUUCUUAAAGGCCUGAACGAUGAAACGAAACAGGCAUGUAUCAAGGCUUUCAAAGACAGUAAACAGCUAGUAGACUGGCUGAGAGACUCAAUGAAAGAUGGCGUGAAGGAACUGAAGGUGUUUGUGGACCUGGCAUUUAUCUCAGCUGGAGAGGAACCGAUGGAGAUACACAAAGUCAACUGUUUCCACUCAGCAACCACUGGAUAUGCUCCACUGAUCUUCAACACACCACAGACUGCAGACUAUGACUCUUUCCUCAAGAAUUGCGAACUUGUCUGGCAAGAACUGAGAUCAGACAGAAAGUUACCUGAAAAAUUGGUUGAUACAUGUCGUCAUCUACGGUGGCUGAAAGAAGUAAAACAGUCACAUGGCUCUGUGGAAGUAACAGCACUCACACAGGCUUCAAUGAUCAACACAAGAGGAUUAUACAGGAUUGGACAUCUGAACAAGCUUGAUACAGCUUCUGAUAUGAUGCUGACCAAUGUGAUCAGUUUACAUGUGUCAAAAGACACUGAGGACAAUACUUCACGAAAGUACAGCUACGACCAGUUGGUGGAUCUGCAGAGCAGACUCAUGCUGGUUGCAGGACAGGCUGAAAUUGGCAAUGAAAAUGUUGAUCACUUCAUUAUGGUCCUAGAUGGAAUCGUGCGUCUAGCCAAAACCUACAUCAGACUGUGUACAGAUGGAUGUGUCUUGUUCAAUUGUUGGAAGGGGAAGUUCCUAUGUGGAGAGGACACGAAAGUAUGCACUUUUUUGGAAUUUGGUCAAGGAGAUAAUCUUGAAACUCUGAAGGGACAUCGUGGGGUAGAGGGUGUGGGUGGCUUCAUCCAUGCUCUUGCCAAUGAGUUUGAGGUCUUCCAUGAUGAAUGGAUGAACUAUGUCAGUAACAGAAGAGAUGAGUACUUGGAGCUGAACUUCUACACCAUUGACCAGCUAGUGUUCCUUCAGAGAGAACUCAUCAAACUAGGCACAGAAGAGGAACCUUCUGUUCGUGUGUACUCAAUGUUGUCUCUGAUCAAGCCUGACUGUACCCAAGCAGAUCUCACUGAUGCCAUGCAGGCAGCUCAAGAUGCAGUCUUUACCAAAGACAAAGACACAGAUAAAGAAAUGGAAGUUGAUGUGCCACUUGAAGAAUCUGAUCUCAAACAAGCCUUCAUUAAUGCCAUGCUAGAAACAAACUUCUCGAACGGACUGGCAAGACUUGCUUUGGAGGCCAUUGGGCCUGAUGAUAUUGACAGUGGUAUUGUGUGGUGUAUGGAGCACCAGGAGGAAGAGUCUGAGGAGGAGACAGAGGUGAGAGCAUCAUCAGUGGAUCCACCAAUACAGGUCUUUGGUGGCUGGCACUCUGGGGGAGAGUCUGUUUCUUCCAGUGCUGUGUCCUGGGUCAGGAGUGUAUCAUCAAGCAACAGGAAUAUAACAACUGUUGAGACUUUGACAUCCAACUUGAGGUCAGUGUGGAAGACGUUCCUGGAAGCUGUAUCAUCCAGUGUAGCAGAUUAUCUCAGUCUGGAACAUCUGGGCAUCAUCCUCAGACAGCUGGCACAAACAGAUCAUCGAACCUUUAAGCGGACUAUACCACCACCACUUAAACCAGGAAUUUCUAACUUGAUUGUCUGCCCUCAAGCUGACAUGCUGAAUGCUGUUGUAUACAUGUACAAACAUUCAGAGGAAGAGCCACUUCCUCAGCAUGAUGAAGUCCUUCUGUGCACGCCACAAACUACCUUUGACCAGGUUGAUAUCUUCCUGCGUCGAGCCUUCUUCAGCAACCCUGGCAAGUUGUAUACAAUGGCCAAUGCUGAUCUGCUGCAGUAUGAGAUAGAGGAGAGGGCAGAGAAGAAGCUCAAAGAGUAUGCAAACAGAGAAGAAGGUCUUGACUAUCAGCUUGUGAUCUUGUGUUCUACUGAGAAUGAGUUCAAAGCAAGAAUUGUGGCAGCUCUUGAAAGACAGAGAUGCCCUCCACCUCCACUGCAACACUUGGAAGAUAUAAGACACUACCUGCAGUUGAAGUUUUCACAGAAGUAUGAAAAACGGGGAAUGACAUCUGCCUCAGGAUUAGAUUUCGAUGGUUCCACAGUGCGGGUGAUCAAGUCCAAGAGAGCUGGUGUGGGGAAGACCUUGUACAAGAAGCGCCAGGUGGAGGCACUGCAGCGUCUGAACCCUAGAGUCCCUGCUACAUCAGUGUCCAUACAUCUGUAUGAGAAAAGUGUGUCUACAAUGGCUGUGGCAGAGAAACUGCUGGAUCAUACACUGCAGUCUGGACAAGUCCUACCAAGAAUAUUCCACCUGGACAUCUCAUAUGAGGUUCAGGAAGGUGUCGACUAUCUCCUCUUCAACCUGCUGGUUCUGGGCUCUAUCAGCAACAACAUGGGACAUGUCUGGCUCAAGUCUCCCCUGGACUUGUAUCUGGUGGAGACCAUCCCCAUCACAGAUGUCAGACAGGACAGGAGAGCCAGUCAGCGUUUGAUACAUUCCAUACUGGAAGUCCUGCCUGAUGUUUUCUGCUGGUCUCCUCAAGACAGUCAGCAAAUACUCACCACAGACAACAAACCUGAAGAUUACUCUAAUAAUGACAGGCUGUUUGAUGACAUAGAGUUUCAAAGCCAAGUUUACCAGCGCCCCUUUCAGUAUCUGAAGAGAAUGAACAUCAAAGCCAAUCUAGCUGAAAUCAACCCUGCUGUACCAGAAGGGUCACAUCAAGAAUGUCUCAACGUCCUUCUACAACACUGUGGAGUACGAGACCCAGCUUGGUCUGAGCUUCACAACUUUGUGUGGUUCCUGAAUACUCAGCUGGUGGACUUUGAGAACUCCAUCUUCUGUUCAGACCUCAUUUUGGAGGAUCUACCUGGCUUCCCUGUGUUGGUGCUGCACUUCCUUAUCCAGAUGUCAAGGGACUUUGCAACCAGGUCACUAGUGAUGAGUGAAGAGUCACCUCUGGACCAGCUGAAUGUUCAAGAGAGAGAAGAAGAUCUUGCACAGUUUCAGAUGAAGCGGACAUGGGAAAGCAGCCCUCACCCUUACAUUUUCUUCAACCCUGAUGGCCACACCAUGACUUUCCUUGGCUUCAACAUUGACCGCCAGACUGGGAACAUGGUGGACCAGCAGACACAGAAGGUGCUGGAGAGAAAUCUUGUACCCAAACCACUACAAGAAGCACUGAUCAGAAACAGGGUCAACAUCAAUGAGAACUUUGAUCAGAUGCAAAGACUUGAGCGAUUGGCUAAGCUGUGCAGUGUGAUGCCAGGUGUUGACUUCGUACAUGACCCUGACGACACAUAUGAGCUGACAACAGACAAUGUCAAGAAGAUUCUUGCAAUUUACAUGAGAUUUAGGUGUGGAAUCCCAGUGAUAAUCAUGGGAGAGACAGGAUGUGGGAAGACAAGACUGGUCAAGUUCAUGUGUGCCUUACAGUGCAUGCCAGGCUCCGACAUGAAAAAUAUGGUCAUUAUGAAGGUGCAUGGUGGCACAACCUCUGACGACAUCAUCAAGAAGGUCAAGCAUGCAGAACAACUGGCCAUUGCUAACAAGGCUAGGAACCCACACAUGUACACUGUGCUGUUCUUUGAUGAAGCAAACACAACAGAAGCCAUUGGAAUCAUCAAGGAAAUAAUGUGUGAUGGCUGUAUGAAUGGACAGCCACUGAAACUGUCGGAAAACCUGAAGAUUGUGGCUGCCUGCAAUCCUUACAGAAAGCAUUCUGAUGAGUUGAUUCAGAGACUUGAAAAAGCCGGACUUGGCUAUCAUGUAGAUGCUGACAAGACAACAGAUAAGCUAGGCCAUGUCCCUAUGAGGAGACUUGUGUACCGGGUUCAGCCUCUGCCACAGAGCAUGCUGCCUCUUGUUUGGGACUUUGGCCAACUCAACAUACAAGUGGAAGAACUCUACAUCAGACAGAUGGUCAACAGAUAUGUACGAAAUGAUCAGAUACCAUUACAUCAAAACAUGGUAAACGUGGUCAGUAAGAUUCUAAUAGCCUCUCAAGAGUUCAUGAGAAAACAAGAGGAUGAGUGCAGCUUUGUAAGUCUUCGUGAUGUUGAUCGGACCCUGAGUGUCAUGUCCUGGUUCUACCAGCAGUCCCAGGAGAAUGGAACACUAUUUGAGAUGAUAGAUGAUGAUCUGUGUCCUGAAAAGGACCCAGAAGAGGAGGAAGAAGAGACAGUUCAACAAAACAAUUUGCCAAGUGAUGUGACCAAAGCCCUGAUCUUGGCACUAAGUGUGUGUUACCGAGCAUCACUGAGAAGUCGGGAGGAAUAUGAUCAACACAUCUUCAGAUAUUUUCAGGAUCCUUGUGGCAUACCUGGUGGAAUUGACCAGAUGGUUCAAGUCAUAAACAGCUGUCAGAGAGUGUUUGUGGAUGAGGUCCAGCUUGAAGAUAACAUAGCAAAGAACCAGGCCCUGAAGGAGAACCUGUUCAUGAUGGUUGUCUGUAUUGAACUGAGGAUCCCCCUUUUCCUGGUGGGAAAACCAGGCAGCUCCAAGUCCCUGGCCAAGACCAUUGUUGCAGAUGCUAUGCAGGGCAACUCAGCCAGAUCAGAGCUGUUCAAACAACUGAAACAGGCCCAGAUGGUGUCGUUCCAGUGCAGUCCUCUGGCCACUGCUGAAGGUAUUGUCGGUACCUUCCGUCAGUGUGCUCGCUACCAACAGGACAAGGACCUGGACAGGUUUGUCUCCAUCGUAGUUCUGGAUGAAGUUGGUCUGGCAGAAGACUCACCAAGGAUGCCCCUCAAGACACUUCACCCACUUUUGGAGGACGGUUGUCAGGGAGAUGAAGCGCCAGAGCUAUUCAAGAAGGUUGCCUUCAUUGGUAUCUCCAACUGGGCCCUGGACCCUGCUAAGAUGAACCGAGGAAUCUUGGUGCAGAGAGAAGCCCCCAAUGAUUGGGAGCUGGUGGAGAGUGCUAAAGGCAUUUGCUCAGCUAAUGAGAUAGUACUCAGAAGAAUCAAGCCUUUGCUGCCAGAGCUCGCUAAUGCCUACAAGACAAUAUUCCAUAGAGCACAAGAUACGAAGAGAGAAUUCUUUGGUCUCAGAGAUUUCUACAGCCUUGUGAAGAUGGUUUAUGCCUUUGCUGAUAAACAUGAUCGAGACAUUUGCUGGCAUCAGUUGGUGCAUGCUGUAAGGAGAAACUUUGGUGGCCUUGACAACCUGGACCCUGUUGUUGUGUUCAGGGACAAGAUUGGUACAGUUCAAAAGCUGGAAGAGAAACAUCAUGAUGAUCCUGACUCCACAACAAUUGGGCUGAUAGAAGAUGGUCUUUUAGGUGAUGGUACAAGCAGUGAGAGCCGUUACCUGCUGUUGCUGACAGAGAACUACGGAGCUCUGAGCAUCCUACAGCAAGAGAUUUUAGCCAGACAUAAAGUCAUUACAAUCUUUGGCUCAAGUUUUCCCAAGGACCAAGAAUAUACACAGGUGUGCCGUAACAUCAACAGAAUCAAGGUGUGCAUGGAGACUGGCAGCACAGUGAUCCUGUUGAACCUGGAGAAUCUGUAUGAGAGUCUUUAUGAUGCACUCAACCAGUACUAUGCCAGACUUGGAGGUGAACGUUUUGUUGAUCUUGGACUUGGAACACACAGAGUAAAGUGCAGAGUUCAUCAGAACUUCAAACUGAUUGUAGUAGCAGAAAAGCAGAAGGUGUACGAAGAGUUUCCAAUACCGCUGAUCAACCGCCUGGAGAAACACUUCCUGACACUCAACAACAUGAUGUCACCAGAGCAGAUAGAACUGUCUCAGAAGCUGGAGAAGUGGGCAGUGGACUUUGUAACCUUCAAAACACCCCCACUGGGAAGGAGACCAAAGAAAGGUUCCCCAGGAGAUGCCUUCAUGGGGUACCAUCCAGACACAGCUGCCGCUGUUGUGCUUCAAGUCCUAGGGAGGGAGGACCGUAUCGUCACCAUUGAAGAAGAAAUGUUUAAAGAAUGUCAGCAGACAUUGUUGUGGUGUGCCACACCAGCAUCAGUUGUCAGACUCGCCGAGCAGAAGCUGUAUCUGGAAGCAAAGGAUAUCCACACACUCUACUGGCGCAACCAGAAACAUGAUGACAUCUUCCAGUAUCUUCAGUGGAAGAUCGUGCAGCUAAAAUGUCAGACCCUGCAAGCUCAGGUAACAACUCACUCCAAGCUGCUGACAGACCAGGAGAAGGAGGACUUGAGCAUACAUCUGAGUCUGCCUCCCAACAACAUCAUCCUCCUCACACUGCAGUCCUUUGACACAGAGCAGCAGUUUGCACAGCAGAUCAAAAACUUUGUGCAGCGGAGUGUGGAGGGUCAGAAACUGCUGCUAGUUCAGUGUGGAUCUGGAGACAGGAACCAGUCUCUCAUCAGGAGUGCCCAGUACUGUGUUCUGGAUGAGCUGCAUGAUGCAAGACAGUUUGCUGUAGUCUUCAUCAUACAACUGCCUAAUAUUGCUGGAGGAUGCUUCUCUGGCUUUCAGGCUGGGAAAUGGCACUCAUUACAUCUAGAUGAACUGCGACCACCAACUUCAGACCUGCCAUCCAUGGAGGUGCUUCACCAGAAUUCACCGUCAUCUAUUCUUGAAGGACUGAAAAGCAAUAUGCCACCUACAAGUGUCCAACCUUCAGAGCAGAGGAUUGAACCCAUGGAGUAUGAGGAAGAUUUGAUGGGGAAUCUAGAUGAUCAAGAAGGUCAGAAUACCAGACAGAGACAUUCAGAGUUGAUGGAAGUUGAUGAAUCUGUUAAUUACCGCAGACAAGAUCCAUUAGAAAUGGAUGACAUAACGCUAGAAGGAAUGACAUCAAUGACAGACACUGUUGCUCCCUACUUCCAACACCUCCUUCUACCCUGCAUCCAGUCCGCUGCUGCUCUCAUCAGGGAUGUAGAACUGGACACCAAACGCUCUACCAAGAGGAUAGAGAUCCUCCUGAAGCUCCUGGAUAACACAGACAACGAAGAUGCCAAGAUGUUCAUGCAAGGCUUGUCCAAGCUCAUCAUCAGCCUCCUGAAAGAAAAAGAGGAAUCACAGACUGGUAUCUUGCCAACAAACUGGCUGUCUAAAGAAGCUGCCAGACCAGAGAAUGUCAGAAAGGCUGGAACGUUCAGACGUGCUGCCAUCCAGUGCCUUGAGAACAAAAUGACCCCAGUACUGGCUCGAGUUCUGGCAUUCCUUGAUACCAGCAGGAACCUAGACUUCAUGCAUGCACCUGAUGUUGCACCAUGGACGAAAAGACUAUGGCUGGCAUUGCUCAACAACACCACAGUCUGUCAUGACCAGUGUAAGAGGAUCAUCACCCCUGGCAACCAGUCCCAGCAGAGUGAGGUUGUACCACAUCAUUUUGGAGUCAGCAAAUUGGUGUUUUCAGUUCAGAUGCCAUUUUUCUGGCUUCUCUUUGAAGGUGUUCAACUUGCUAUUGGACAGUCAGAAGACAUUGGCAAUUCUUUUGAUCAAGACUCACAUGACUCUUUGAGUUAUGUGGAGAACAUCGUCAACAAGACUCCGUAUGGCGAAGUCCUGUCAUCUGUUGUAAGAAAAGAAGAAAAAAGCGGGGUUGUGAGAGCAUACCUUGAAGAUUUUGUCCAUACACUCUAUUUUGGGAAAACAGAUGAGUUUGAGAUUCUCUGUCAUGCCUUUGAGAGUGCAGCCAGACAGAGAGGGAGAGACCUGGAUUGUCUAGGAAUUAUACGAGCUGUAGUCUACAUCCACGUUAUCCACUCCGCUGCCAAAGAGAGGCUGCAGCUCUUCCUGGAGGUUGUCCAGGUCUGGCCGGAAGUUGUGACGGCUGUCAUUGACUUGAAGGAGAGAGUAGGAGGGAACCCACUGCUCACAGAUGAUGAAAUGACUUUGGAUGUUCUGAGUCUGACACUUCUCAUGGAGCAGCUGGAGCCAAGUAAGGAUGAACUGAACACAGAUAAAGGCCGAUCAGACUGGAUGGAUCGUGUCAAGACAUAUCUGCCUGUGAUAGGUAGAAUCUUCAAGGCAACAGACACAGAGCUUACACAUGGCAAUGUGUGUCUCAGGGCAAUGAAUCAUGCCAGAUGCAGUUGGAUGCGAGUUAUGACAAUGAAACUGUUUCUGGAAAGUUUUACUGGAAAUAAGAAGGUUCAGCUGGAGACGAGAUGCAUGCCUCUUUGGAAGAUGCUUGGUGAACAGACUGAUCUGACCAAACUAGAGUCACUUGAAAAAGUAGAGAAAUUCUUGAAAAUAGUCAACAAAUCAGUUGUGAAGAAAAUCAGUGGGAAAAUAGGUACUUGUAGUCACUGUGAAUCAGAGUAUGAAGCACCACCAGUAGAGCUUCCCUGCAAAGACAAGAUCUGCCUACGUUGCUUCAAUGACAUCCAAGCCACAAGGGAUUUAUGUUGUCCUAUUUGUAAUAGUACAAUCUCAAAGAAAUUUCAACCUGGCAGUGGCCCAUCACAACAAAAGGAAGUGUUCAAAGAAUACCAAGAGUAUCAGAAGUGCUGCAACAGCUUCCUCAUGUCUGUGGUGUCCAAGCUGUGUUUUGGUGGAACAGAGCCUCCAGAGAGUGCUGUCAUAGAAAGGAUCUUCAGCUACAUCACUCGCACUGUUGAGCAGGGGGGAUCUGGCCAGACAGAGGAAAGGUUGCACACCAAACAAAUGUCUGUGUUUGAUGACAUGAUUGAUCCCACACCUGUGGUUCGAUCCUUUCUUCUUCAACUUCUCAUACACAAGAGUGAAGAUAUGGUGCAAACAUACCUACAAGAUUUUUUUCUCCAGGCUAAGAACCUGUGUGAACAAGAAAGAAGGGAGACAUCCCAGGAAACUAAAGACAAAAUUGUCCAGUUCAGUCUUCUUGUCAUACACUGCUUUGAGGACUUGUACCAUGAGAAAGGGUCUCAGAUAAUGAUAUCAUCAGAGGAGAUGCGUACUGCUUGUUUCCGGCUGUCAGAAGGCAGAAGCUACAUUCUCUCAUCAGGUUUGGAUAUGGCCAAGCUGUUUAUUAUUGCCCAAUGUAGAUAUGGUCUGUCAGUGACAGCCAAAUAUCUGCAUGCAGUGUUUGUGAACAAGAGACCUUCUGUAGAGAAUUUCAACAAACUGUUGGAAAUGACUUCACAACUGCUGAGUGUCCAAGAUACAGAAUGGCCAAAGAAGUUCUUGGUGAAGCAGAUAUGUCGGGAGUUUGGGACUGACAGCUACCAUGCUAUCUGUGAUACUGGCAAGGUGCCAUGGCUGGCUCUGGAUGUUACAGAGCAGGUAAAGGAAUGCCCAGAUCGAUUUGUGGUGUGUCUUGAAAACACCACGUACCAAAAAGUAAGAGAAGCUUUGGCUAAGACUCUCCUUGGUGAAGACAUCAAGCACCUGAAACAACUAGUAAAGGACAAUGAGAUGCUGUUCCUCCUGGCCAUACACAGGGAAGUGACGAUGAGGAACAUCAACCCUCAGACACAGGCACAAUCUGUGGAAGAGGUUGCAAAGUUCAUUGAAACAACAAAAGAAAAGGUUACUCAAAAGGAGACAGCUCUGAGGUUACUGAGAAAUCAGCUUGGUCGUCCAGGAUCUUGCUUGACUGUUCGUCAAGGUCAGAGCAUGAGAGACCAGAGUGUGAUGUGUCUUCUAGUCCAUGCAUAUAUUACCCUAACUCACUUCAACAAGGCAACAAACUUCAUGAAACCCCUCACAGACCUCAUUCUGGCACCACAGACAAUGAUGAACAAGCUUUUUCCCACAAUGCCACAGGAUGACACAGAUGUCAUCAGACAAAGUUUGGCAAGAGAAGGAACCAUUGUCUUCUUUCAAUGUCCUAAUGGACACCCAUAUGCAAUUGGAGAGUGUGGUAGACCUUAUACUGAAGCGACGUGCAAUAUCUGUGGGUCAAAGAUUGGUGGACUAUCACACAUAGCAGCAACCGGAAAUACACAGCAUACUGGUGACCAGACCCGUCCUGGUCAUGUUCUGGGAAGAGCAGCAGAUAGAACCAGUGCCUAUGCUGGAGAACGUAGACUGGGAGGAGCUGUCUGUGCUGUUCUGCGUUUCUUCACUCAUGCUGCAUUACUUCUGGGAGCAGAGAACAAUCCGCAGGCAGUAGCAGCUCUGGUCUACCCCCAGCUACAGCAGGAUACCAGUCAGUUUUUCUUGGAGCACCUCCAGAAGGACCUUCAGAUCAUCCAUCUGGCCACAGGGAAGAGUGUGGAUGAUGUCUUCCUCCUCCUGCACUUCAUCUGUCAUCAGAUUUCACAGUCAGAAGUAUACAGACGCAUGGAGCCACAAGAACUGGUCAACAAGCAGGUCAGGGAAACCUGGGAGGAACAGUUUGCAAAUUCUUUCAUUGGCCCAGUGUUACAGGAUCUUGACAACUGCCUGAAUACAUGCAAUGAGAGAAUCAUGAAGGACAAGAGAAUAGGUCAGGACAAGCUGAUGUCUAUUCUGUAUGAAGUAGACACUUCCACUCCCCAGCAAGUUGACUGUCUCCAUGAGUUCCCAGCUGUCUGGAGGUACCGGUCACGUAUCACCCUGGAGCAUUUCCUGCGAGAGUUCCAUCUGAAAGUAGAGAACAGCAAGGGCAAGAAAUCCAAGAUGGAAGUGCUCAGCCUUUUCAGACAAGAGCAUCCAUUCUUACAAGCACUACAUCACAUCCCAAAUAUUCUCCGACUACAACAGUACCUAAUGGCAAAAUACAGGCGGCGCCUUGAUAGAGUGGAAGCUAAAAGAAUUACCAUUGCUGAUGCUGCAGAGGAAGGAAGCAACUCUAUUGAUGUCCUGGAACAUCUGUCAAAUUUCACAGCAGCCUGGGAAUGUGUCAAGGAAGGACUACACAGUUAUGGAUGUUGGACAGUCCAUGAUGGUCUGAUACACCUGCCUGAUGCCUACAAGAACAUGAGGAUAGAGGAGAACUCCCCUCUAGCCGUCCUUCUGCCGUCCACUCAGGGACCCGGUAUCUGCUCCUACAUGAUGCUGGAGUUCCUCUUCAGGAAGCACAAUGAAUUCAUGGAAAAAUACUGCAACAAAACAAAACAAAAGUAUGAGCACCUGCCUGAGGUCAACAUGAGGAAACUUCACAGUAACCACCUGGUCAGCUACCACCCUGACCGUGACCUGCUGCCCCUUGUCCUGGCCAACUGUAACUACUCCUUUGAGCUGGGGAAAGGCACCACCAUUGAGUAUGACUUUGAAGGAUUUGAGUAUCAGCUCAAAGAAGUCAUUUUACAGGCCAAGUCAAGAGUGGAGAAGAAGUCGCAUAUCAUACCUAUUGACACUAUGGUGUACAGAGCUGACACAACCAAUUCUGUUGUCUUCAAGACGCUGAGAGACAGAAUAGAUCAGGAAUCACUUUCUCCAGCGGUGAAGGUACAAAUUGUGUCUGAACUCAAGUCCAGCUUGCCAGACAUCUGUGACUCUAUCAACAACUUGGACAUCACCACCAGCUUCCUCAAGUCUCUGGGAGGAGAUCCAGACAAGUCACUUCAGACUUUCAUGACAGAUGUGCUCAAGAUGAAACAGACAAUAACUAGUCAGAAGGCCCGACAGUUUUGCAGAUUCAAGCAUAUACAGUCUUUGUGGCUGUUGCUCAGUUUUGAGAAAUCAGUUGUCUUAGCUCAACAUGCACAGGAUGCCUUUGACGAUUUUGACAAUGAACUGAAAGAAGGUCUCCCAGAUGAUGCCAGAGCUCAUCUUAAACAGUUUUGUCAGAACAAGAACCUAGAAAAGCUGGAGUACCUUUUGCAGCAAAUGUUUGACUGUCUUCUGCUGAGAGUAGCUCAACCAGUUGACCCAAAUGAUCAGGAAGCCAUCGACCUGAAACGCAUAAGUCUGCGAGACAUCCUUCAAGGUGACCGAGAUGCUCCGCUGUACUGUAAGGAACCUGAUGAGACACUGACCGAGGAAGACAUCCUCACAUUCCCAGCAGACAUCUUGGGGAAGCACAUUCCCGACACCUGGCUGUCUGUCCUCCGGGAACUCACACAACGCAGAAAGGAGUUUCAAUAGUGCCUCAACUUCUGUCAAUAGUGGAUUGUCAUACUUAUGUUGUGUAAAUGUUGAAUCUAAUAGAAAUUAUGAAUUGUGGCAGUCCUCUGGUAACUCACACAACGCAGGAAGGAGUUUCAAUAGUGCCUUCAGUGUAGGUCAAUAGAUCGUCAUACAUUUGUUGAAGUAGAAUGAAGAUGUCGAUCACUUAAUAUUACAGACUUAUAUUAAUUCUUGACAUAACUACUUUCGGUUUGUUUAUUAUCUUUAUAUUUGAAUUCGCUGAUGUUACAAUUGCUCUCAUGUAUAUAUUCUUUUUCAUAUAGUGCAGUAGUUUUCCACUUUUUGCUUUUCAUUUUGUGAUGUGUUAUAACCAAAUUGUUUUGAAUACUUGUAUCUUGAAACAUUUUUAAUGAAACUAUACGUAUCAUGUUAUGUAUGAUUUAAUCACUCGAUAUAUAUUUUCUAGACUUUUUCCUAUUUAGAAUAUGUAUAUGACAUAAAUUCAAAUGAUUUUGAUAGUGCUGAUGGAAAAGAAAUAUGUCCUUGCUCUUAGUACUUAGUACUGCUUACUCUUACAUAUUGCAUAAUAACAUAUAUUCUGGAAUGAAUGUUUUUGUUCAUGCCAGAGGUUUAAUGUAGGUUACAACAUUGUAGAUGUAUACAUAUGUAUUUUCUUUGGUGUGACAUUCUGCUGUGCCAAGAUGUACCAGUAUUGAUCUGUAACAUGGUCUACACACUAUGCUAUAGAAUACACAUUUCUUUUUCUUACCUGAUCUUAAUACAUGCAGCUGUGUACAGAGAUUCACCUAAAGAAAACACUCAUGCAUUCUGUGUUGUCAGAAAUAUGUAACUGAUGGAUCUGUUCCCUCUACAUGAUCAUAUUAGUAACUGCACCCUUUGCUAUGUAUAUAUAUAUGCAGAGAUUUAAUUCAUAUUUGUUGUUAGAAUCAUAUAUAAACUUCUCUGUCAUUGGUGUUUGAAGGUGAACUUGUAUGAGGAUUUGAUCAGCAUCUGUCUGAUUUGCAAUAUGUUGACCUUCUUAUACAGAUUACAAUUUCUAUAUGGAUUGUAGAUGAAUGUUUACAAAUUAUUAUUUUGUUGAGUACUGAGGUAAGAAGAAGACAUUUUACCUGAACAGAGUCUUAAUAACCAAGCUUGAUGUUAAUAAUAAUAUUAUUUAAAGAAUCUUUAUUGAUUUUUUGUUGUUUUGAAACAUGUCAAACAGUAAUAAACACACAAAUGGAUGUUCAGUAAAUACUGUAGAUCAAUAUUAUAUCAAUGACAGGAAUAUGAUAUGAAUGCAUUCUGUUGUGUCAAGUUGAGGAGAAAGGGUUAUUUAUGUGAUGUUAUAGGAGUUGAAGAUACUGCAUUUUCAAUGUAGAACUAUAUGUUCCCUGUAGAUUUGAUGUCACUUAGUUGACUUUCAAAUCCAAACUAUAAUACUUUCUGCCCAAAUGGAUACUUGAAGUAUUUUGGUAACUGCAACUCUGCUUUCUGUAGCCUACACUUGUACAUACAUGUAUAAUCAUUUCCAAAUGACUGAGACAGAAGAAACCUAUGUGCUAGUCGAUCAAUUUUCCUGUAUUAUUUCCAAUAUGUUUGAUAGUUGACUGCACUCAGAAAGUCAGAUUAUCAAUCGUUUUGUGAAAGAUUUAUCCAGGGUAUGAUUUAUUCAGGUUAACUGAUAACAUGUAAUAAUGUGUAUAUCACUCACUCACUCAGACACACACACACACAAUAAUAUUAAAUAACAUAAACACCAUUUUAUAAUCAUGCUUUUGUUUGCUUCACAUGUACCGGUACGUUUUGUAGGUGACAGCUUGUUUGUUUUUUUAAGUAAUGUGUCAGUUUUGAUUUCUUUCCUGUAUUAUUGCAGUUUGCUUCAUUCAAUGCAGCACAUCCAGAAUGUGUUUUUUUCACCAACCACUGGUGAAUAAAAUGUACAAAAAGUAAUGUUGUUUAUCUUUGUAUUAGUAGAUAUAUAUUUUCAAAGCAAGCUUUAUGAGCAGUUGUUUAAAGUGGUUUAUAUCAUCCAGUAUGUAUGCUAUAGUAAAACAUUUCAUGUGUUGCUUGGAAUAUUUUGACUUUGAAGUUACAGCUAUGAUCUGUCUUUCAAAAAAUGUUUCAUUUAACAGGACCUCAUAAAUUCAGUAUAUUGAUAAUGAGAUGUAUUUAGAUGUCCUUUUAUAGAAAAAGUGACAAAUCAGGUCACAAAACUAGGUUGAUAUCUUGAUUUGUUGAGAGACUGUGUUACAGUAGAUAGAAAACUAAUUAAUCUAGAUGACAUGACCAUCACACACGAGGUUCCCCGACACAAACUGCUGCAGUAGUUAUUAUAGUCGAGGAACUAUUGUGAUUGGCUGAAUGUCAAGGAUCAGGAUGUUAGUAAAUAGGUGAAGUGUGUAUAUAUGUCAUUUUACAAUCAGGUUUCAUUUGUGUACAUAUAAAUUCAUUAAAUCAGAUUUGUUUUAUUUGAUUCUUUAGUUGCUUUUGACAUCCCAGUUUAAUCCUUUCUCCUCAACGGAUGAUUUAAUGAGGCAAAUGUUUGAAAGUUUGAAAUAUAUUUUUGUUUAUCUAGUGUCCAUUUUCAUACCAUUCUCUUAAACAGUGAAAUCAUGAGCACUUUACAGAAAAUAUAUCUCUGUAUUUGGAAUAUGAUUAUUGAAGGUCAUCUUUUGAAUAUAUUUUACUAUAGCUUAGAAAUACAUUUGCUCAUACCUGUACAACAAAAUAUAUUCAUGGUGAAGUGAGGUGAAAUUCAAGAUUAUUGCACUUAUAUAUAUGUGUAUGUGUCUGUCUGGCUGAUUGUACUAAUCCUGGCUAAAUCCGGGGUUUUUUUGUGCUAGCCCACUGAGAUACCAUGUGGCAGUUUAACAUAGCCCACUCAGACAAACUAUAAUGAUUCCUAGCCGCAACAUGUAAGUAAACUGUGUAUAGAACUGAAGUUUCUGUGGUAAAGCAAAAAGCAAUGAUUGCAUGACAUGGUACCUCUUAAUUGUGAAAAAUAAGGAUGUUGGAAAGGCUCGUCAUUCUGUGAUGUUAAGGUUAGAAAUAUGUUUAUCACAUAAUAUUUUGUUUGUUUAUCUGCUUUUUAGGUGUUGGUUGUAUUUGUUUUCUAUUUAACAAUAAAGAACUCACCUUUAAUCAUGUUAUUACAGUUUGUAACACAGCAGUCAUAGUAUUUAAGACUUUGUUAUGAUCGGAAACCAGAAUAAUAAUAGUUUUCUCAGAAGACAUUUUGAUUCUGUGCUCUUUAGGUGAGGAAUGCAUGACAUGAUUUAAUAAAGGCUUAUAACUGGUU